Messenger RNA from Cyclopterus lumpus (lumpfish), 2798 nucleotides. Its product is annotated as potassium voltage-gated channel subfamily G member 4-like. Gene Ontology annotation, cellular component: membrane; voltage-gated potassium channel complex. Gene Ontology annotation, molecular function: protein binding; delayed rectifier potassium channel activity. Gene Ontology annotation, biological process: protein homooligomerization; potassium ion transmembrane transport. The transcript has 3 exons. NCBI's taxonomy places the organism in Eukaryota, Metazoa, Chordata, Actinopteri, Perciformes, Cyclopteridae. The record is from RefSeq and is a predicted model, not a curated record. The coding region runs from base 543 to 2138 and encodes 531 amino acids.
GCAUACAGCGGCAGGUUUUCCGGAGCGCACCGCCGGUUAGAUAACCGCAUGUCAUCCUCUCCGCCGGGGGACCAACGGAAGCGCAGCGGCGAGUUGAGGACGACAAUAAAUAAAAUGAAUGUAUUUUUUUAAUUAUUCUUUGUUGAUUUAAUUUAAUUUCAAGUCCAGAAGCUGCCGGAGAAGAGACGACGCGUGCACACCGGGCGACGCCAGCGCGGACGGACACACGGCGGGCACGCAAACUUCAAGAGUGGAUUCAUAAACUGUGGAGGUCCGUCGGGCUGGUUCCGGAGCUCCAGCGUCGUUAUUAUUAUUAUUAUAAUGAUGAUAAUAAUAAUAAUAGUAGAAAGCAUUAUGGAUUAAUUAGUGAGCAGCGUCGUUCAUAAGAGCAACAGAUGAGGAAAAUGCACGUGGCAAACAAGCGAGGCGUGAAAGAGCUGAGGCAGCACACCUGCGCCCUUUGAGCUUCUCUGAGGAUCCUCCUUCUAACUUCUGGGACAUACAAACACAUAUUCCCUGCCGUCACACAUACUGAAGCCAGCAUGCCCAUCAUCAGCAAUGCCAACCACGACUUCAGCACCUACUCAAUCAGCAGCGACGACAGCAGCCUCGACCGAUUCUUCACCGAGAUCCCGGAGACCGAGACCAUCAAGGGCGUCUACUUCCAGCGCGCCCAGCUGCUUCGCGACCGCAAGGCCUCCUACGUCGUCGACCACACCCUGCAGGUUCUCAUCAAUGUCGGGGGCAACCGCUACACCUUCCCCUGGAGCACCCUGGAGCAGUUCCCCCAGAGUCGCCUGGGACGCCUACGUUUCUGCACCACACCAGAGGAGAUCGCGCGACUCUGCGACGACUACGACGAGACGUGCCGGGAGUACUUUUUCGACCGAAACCCGACCGCCUUCAGGGUCAUCCUCAACUUCUUGGCGGCGGGGAAACUGCGCCUGCUCCGGGAACUGUGCGCCGUGUCGCUGCACGACGAGCUCGACUACUGGGGCGUGGACGCGAGCCACAUGGAGCGCUGUUGCCGCCGGCGCAUGAACACCCGCGUGGAGGAGGUGGUGGAGCGAGAGCGCAAGGAGCAGGAGUGGAGGCAGAAGAGGGUGAUGCUGAAGAAAACCACCACAGAGACCAAAAAGGGCUAUCACAAACUGACCUGGAUGCUCCGCGAGGUGGUGGAAAACCCUCAGUCGGGGUUGGCCGCGAAGAUGUUCGCAUGCCUCUCGGUGGUCAUGGUGAUGGUCACCGUGGUCAGCUUGUGCAUCAGCACCAUGCCAGACCUUAGAGACGAAGAGACCAGGGGCGAGUGCUCCCAGAAGUGUCAGAGCAUGUUUGUGGUGGAGUCCAUCUGCGUGGCGUGGUUCACUCUGGAGUUCCUGCUGCGGUUCGUCAACGCCCAGAGCAAGCUGGCCUUCGCCCGCGGGCCCCUCAACAUCAUCGACGCCAUCGCCAUCCUGCCGUACUACGUGGCCCUGGUGGUGGACGUCAGGGACGAGUCGCGGGACGACGUGGUCAUCGUGGGCGCCGGCAGGGGCUACCUGGACAAACUGAGCCUGAUCCUGCGCCUGCUGCGGGCCCUGCGGAUCCUGUACGUGAUGCGGCUCGCCCGCCACUCCCUGGGCCUGCAGACGUUGGGGAUGACCAUGCAGCGCAGCAUGCGCGAGUUCGGCCUGCUGCUGCUGUUCGUCUGCGUGGCCGUGACCCUCUUCUCGCCCCUGGUCCACCUGGCGGAGAGCGAGCUGGCGCCGUUCGCCGCCACGCACCCGCAGCACAGCUUCAGCAGCAUCCCGGCCUCCUACUGGUGGGCCAUCAUCUCCAUGACGACGGUGGGUUACGGCGACAUGGUGCCGCGCAGCAUCCCCGGACAGAUGGUGGCGCUGACCAGCAUCCUGAGCGGCAUCCUCAUCAUGGCGUUCCCCGCCACGUCCAUCUUCCACACCUUCUCCCGCUCGUACCAGGAGCUGAAGCAGGAGUACGAGCAGCUGUGGAAGGAGGAGAGGGGCGAGGAGAUGGCCGCCGAGUCGGAGGAGACUUGGUCCAGACUCCAUUUGUCACCGGACAGGUUCACGUCCGGGUCCAAGGACGGUAACGACGGGCCGAAGGGCCACAAAGCCGCGGUUCCAUCGACAGCUUUCUGAUGAGCGUUCAUUCAGUCGAUAUGUGUGAGAAAUGGUGACAACAUGCUCUCUCUGCUGUAUAAGCACAUUUAGACCGCUGAGGACUGUUUUAUUAUGUUAAUGUAGUGCGUUACACUUAAAAGUGAUUGUCUGUUCAUGUCCUGGAUUCAUGCUGUUAAUGCAGUCGACUUUCCAAAAUUAUAUAAUACUUAUCAGGUUAUAUUACGCUUUUCUCUUCAGCAAAUGAAUGACGUACAAACCUUUUAGUACAACAGAUCAUCUAAAUUAUUUUCUUUAAAUAUACGUUCUGCAAUCUUACUGAAACUGUGUGCACAUUUUUACCAAAAAGGUACAGAUAGAUAUAUACACGUAUAUAUUAAAUAUGAUUUAGUAUUUACACUUGUGCUGUAUUGAUACUUAAGGCUUUUUUUCAUAUAGCGGUGCUUUUGUGUUUUUGUUCCAUUCAGAGAGAAGAAGCUUGUUAGCAUAGCUUGCAAACAUUGGCACUGAUUUCCACGAGUUUUUGUUCAUGUUAUUUUAUUUUAUAAGGAAAACAAGAGGUGGUUUUCCCGCUAGCAUUAGCCAUUUAAAUAUAUAUAUAUAUAUGUUUUCCUGCUAGCAUUAGUAAUUUAAAUACACAUAUAUGUAUAUAUAUAUAUAUAUUUAUUUAUAUAUUGAAAA